Molecule: messenger RNA, 1062 nt
Organism: Osmerus eperlanus (European smelt)
Lineage: Eukaryota; Metazoa; Chordata; Actinopteri; Osmeriformes; Osmeridae
Gene: ptmaa
Product: prothymosin alpha a
Exons: 5
Coding region: 117-443 (108 amino acids)
Biological process (GO): negative regulation of apoptotic process; positive regulation of transcription by RNA polymerase II
Cellular component (GO): nucleus
Molecular function (GO): histone binding
Source: RefSeq, a predicted model, not a curated record
UGCCACUGGCACUACAAGUCUUUUUUUUCUUUUGCUGUGGUCAGACAUAGUGAACCGUAUUAUUAUUUAUUCUGAUCCUAAUAACAUUUUGGAGCAUUUAUUAACCUUAGACAAAAAUGGCAGACACAAAAGUCGAAAAAAGUAAGGAGCUCACCGCCAAGGACCUCAAAGAGAAGAAACUUGUUGAGGAGGCAGAGAAUGGAAAAGAUGCCCCAGCCAACGGCAAAGUUCAGGAGGAGGAGAACGGUGACCAGGACAACGAGGUAGACGAGGAUGAGGAUGACGUGGGAGACGAGGAAGACGAGGACGAGGAUGCAGAGGGAGAUGAUGAUGACGAGGAUGAUGAUGAUGUAGAUGGAGGCACCGGCAAGAGGGCAGCGGAAGACGACGAUGACGAUGAGGAUGAUGUUGGAACUAAGAAACAGAAGACCAAUGAUGAUUAGGAUCCCCACCUCGCCCGCCGUCCCCAUCCCCAUGUCUCUGCUGGAGCCCCCCUGCCAGUCAGUUGACCCUCAACACGCCACACACACGCGUGUCUGCAAGAGGAAGCCAUGAUCAUGAUCAUGUAGAGUCUCACAUCCAUACACACAAAACCAACUGCAAAUUUUUUAGAAAACCCAGAAGACUUCAAAGUUCUACCUUCUUAACAAGAUACUUUAAAAGCAGAAUUUGUUUGUAUUUUUAUUUACAUUUUAUAUUUUUGUAAAUAUUGUUAGGAGGUCAGCCAAUUUUCAACUGUGAUCUCUGGUUACCAAGCGGUGCUUUGAAGUUGCUUAUGAAAUAGACUUUACUUGUGGUUAGCCCAUGCUCAUGUUAUCUCCACACACAAAACUUGUACAAAUGACAGAACAUAAUUCAAUUCAAGCAUUCCAGUAAGUUUGUAAUUGUUCUUUAGUUGUACCAUAUGUAGUUUGUUUGUAUGAGACGGCAAGGCCUAAGAAAAGAGCUGAACCUCUUUUCUGACUGUCUGCUCCAUUGCUGUUGGUAUGUUGUGGCCUGUUCAAUGUAUGUGUGACUUUGUUGUAUGACAAUAAACCCGAAUUUUAUUUUGUGAGUUCUUAA